Anopheles coustani is the source of this 1424-nucleotide messenger RNA. RefSeq names its product histone RNA hairpin-binding protein (gene Slbp). Gene Ontology annotation, biological process: mRNA 3'-end processing by stem-loop binding and cleavage; mRNA transport. Bases 344 to 1156 code for a protein of 270 amino acids. Gene Ontology annotation, molecular function: mRNA binding; histone pre-mRNA stem-loop binding. The record is from RefSeq and is a predicted model, not a curated record. The transcript has 6 exons. NCBI's taxonomy places the organism in Eukaryota, Metazoa, Arthropoda, Insecta, Diptera, Culicidae. Gene Ontology annotation, cellular component: histone pre-mRNA 3'end processing complex; cytoplasm.
CAAUCAGUACGAUGUGGUUCUAGUUGUAGACGGACACACAAGCUUUUACGCUUGUUACGUAUUUCUACUUAAGUUGACUAUCAGAAAUUGAGCGUAUUCUUACACUGUUUAGAAUACCGAAUAUUAGCAAAGAAUUUAAACCGUUCUGGACUGUUUGUGUAUGCCAAAGCUAUCCAUGCCAAUUGGAUAGAACAAUUUGGAUUAUCGGAAGUGUGGGAAUAGGACAAACUCUGGUGCUGAGUAGCUAGCAUCGAAGUACUGUGCAAAAUAACUUUUAGAAGAAACAAAAGCAAACUUUUAAGCUAGUUUUACAUUUGAAAAAUUAAAUAGAACCGAACACACCAUGGCGCUCGCAAACGAACACCUACGACCAAACAAGGAUACCGUUAGUCCUAUGGCCAUACCAUACGGCUCUAGUCCUGCUGGGGACAACGCAAACAACCGGGAUCUUGAAAAAAGUUGGUACGAAAUUACAAUCGAAGAAGAAGAGGAGCAAAGACGAAUGGAAUUAGCGCGGGAUAAACAGCAAGAAGCACUCGAAGUGUCAUCGCAACUUUCUGAACCGGGUAGUGAAAGUACGCCACAGGACGAGGUUGUGAUGUCCAGUCUGUGCAAGGCUUCAAACGGGCGACAAAUCGAGAUAGAUAUUCUAGAUUCUGCCAAUGUUGAGAAAUACGAGAAGCUGGUUAAAAGUGAUCUCAUUAAAUCUCCCUUCAAGCGACGCCUAUCCGGCAACUCGAGUAGCGAUGAGCUAGACGAAGGGAAUCCAUCGGGAAUGGAUUACAAUCGCAGUGAAGAAUCUAGUGCGUAUUCGAAGAGAAGUAAGAAAGACGACUUCGAUCAUGGCGUGGGUAGAUUAAGACGUGAAAGUUCUAGCUCCGGUACAUCCAGCCACACUAGCCGUAAGCAGACGGAAUAUGAAACUGAUGAGGCAGUUCUAGCCCGUCGCCAGAAGCAGAUCGAUUAUGGGAAAAAUACCCUGGGCUAUGAAAAUUACAUCAAACAAGUGCCAAAACAUAGCCGCACCAUAGAACAACCUAGAACACCGCAAAAACAACUGAAAUAUAGUCGACGUGCAUGGGACGGACUUGUAAAAAUUUGGCGUAAGAAACUACACUGCUACGAUCCCAAUAGCAAAUUAGAAGAUGAUGAAUGAAACGUCCGGAAACGAAAUAAGAGGAUAACUGAAAAAGGGCAUGGAUUGUUCUAGUGGAAGGUUCAUCCUGUGGUUCUUGUAUUUAUUUUAAUAUACUCCCACCGAGUGUACAAUAACGGCAAAGAGAAAGCUAUAUGCAUGUACAAACAUUUUCAAUCUCUUUUUAAACGCACUUUUGUUUUUGAAUGUUCCACCAGAAAAGGCUUUCGGCGUUCUGGAAUUAAUGUUAUUUACAAUUGCGUUGUCACAAUAAACAUACAACAAAUGA